Messenger RNA from Camarhynchus parvulus, 1760 nucleotides. It is a transcript of the gene FAAP24, whose product is annotated as FA core complex associated protein 24. The transcript has 5 exons. The record is from RefSeq and is a predicted model, not a curated record. The coding region runs from base 872 to 1519 and encodes 215 amino acids. Gene Ontology annotation, molecular function: chromatin binding. Gene Ontology annotation, biological process: interstrand cross-link repair. NCBI's taxonomy places the organism in Eukaryota, Metazoa, Chordata, Aves, Passeriformes, Thraupidae. Gene Ontology annotation, cellular component: Fanconi anaemia nuclear complex.
AGGGAAGCUCGGCGUUCCUGAAAAGCCAGGCAGGCCCGGGACUGAGGGAAAGGAACGCACCAGCCCCCAGACACCAUUUUGUCUUGGUUUGGGCUUCACAUUUUCUCCCCGAUUUUCACUUUAAAGUGCUCAGCGAUUACCGGCAUCAGCCGCAAAAGCCACCGCCGGCCCCAGCCGCGCACAGAACCCUGUGUCCUGCUGUCCCCGCUCACGGUCACGGAGCCCCAGGCUAGGAGAUGUGAUACUCACGAAGGGGCCCCUGCGGCCUCUUCUGAACAGGAACGCCAUCAGGACGGGACGGCUCCAACCACCGCCUCACGGCCGCCUCCUCGCCGCGUCGGACGCUUCGCCUUCGCGACCCGCCUGGAAACAAAGCCACGGCGGAUUUGCUGCGGGCCCGAGCUCCUCCACUCAGCAUGGGCUUUACUCACCCUCGCUCGGCCGUAGCAACAGCUCCGGGUGCGGCCCGCCCUCCGCUCCUCCUCCGCCCGCGGCCUGCCGAGCUCCCGCUGCCGUUUCCCGGUACCGCUGCCCGGCGGGCCCUUGGCUGCCGCGGGCGGCUCCUCUGGGCCGGGCAGCGCCCCUGCGGCCUGCGCCGUGGGAUGUGUGUCGGUGUGGUACCGGCUUGUCUGUGGUGCUUGUACUUUAGUUCAUGCCUUAGCCUCCAAGUCAGAACACCGCGUACAACUGGCAAACCUGAACAUAAUCUCUCCCGCCUUUUAAUAGUUGGUCUGGAGACUUCCACCAGCUGAGGGAUGGAGGGGCCUCUGGAGCUGGCUUUGUAAUUCAGGAAGAUUUCCACCCAGCAAGUUGGAUGAAGGUAUGGAAAAGGGUGUAACUGCUACUGAAGGAGGAUUUGAAAGGAGGGCUGAUGACAACCAAAGCAAACUCUCCUGUGACAGCAGGAUCUAUAGUUGUCCCUUUGGGGCAUAUGAUUGGAAAUGAGAAGUGGAGAGGCUCAGAGCUAGCCCAAAGGCUACAAGGGAAAGUUAGACUCAUCUUUGAAGAUGGCUUGGGACUGGUGGACUUUCAUCUUCCAAACAGAACUUGCAUUUUACUUAUUUCUGAAGCAGAUUUGGUUGCAGGGGAUGAAUUCAAACGAAGAUUGGUUAGGUUUAGAAAUGCCAGCAGUCUUAGGGGAAUUGUAAUCGUAGAGAAAACCCCAAUCAGUGAUCAGUACUACCUAGGAGUACAAAAACUUGUGGUACUUGAACUUGGCAUGGUGUUGCUUCCUGUGGCAAAUCAAGGAGAAGCUUCUCAGCUUAUUAUUCAACUAGUGCGGGAGCAGAGCCGGGACCGCGGCUCCAACCCGUUCGUGGGCAGGCAGCGCGCCCGGCCGGCAGAGCCCGCGGUGCUGCAGGCGCUGCAGCGCAUCCCCGGCGUGGGCAGAACAAAAGCUCUGCUCUUACUGCAGCGCUUCGGGAGCAUCCAUCGCCUCUGCAACGCCGACAGCCAGGAGCUGGAGCAAGCAGUUGGACAAACAGCAGCACAACAGAUUUAUACUUUUUUACAUUCCUGACGUGCGCGUGCAGUGGUAUUUUGCAAAACGAAAAUUUGGGAUUUUUCUUCUGAAUUGUAACAUUUUGGUUUUAAUAAUCACGUAUUAUGCUGAUUUCUGUAAUCAUGGCUAGCAGCAAGGGGACUCUGAUGCUUCUUUUUUACAUCUGCUCUGUUCAUAUAGAUUAAGCUGUGCAAAUUGCCUUGGAAAGAAGUCUGUAUUUUGCAUCUGUCUGGAACAAAUAAAAAACAAGAAAGCUGUC